GUGGACACGGCGCAGUACGGAGGUCAGCAGGUUGCGGUGCUCGCGGACCACAGUGGUUUGGCGUAGGGAAUAUGUGUGUUGACAACGGCAACCAGCAUGUUCGGCAGACAACACUCCGGGAUAUGCGAUGCUUGUAUGCGAAUAGAUGAAUAACGUUUAAAUUGGAUUGCCUGAAGAUUUCUUUGGAGAUAUUGUGUGCGUGGUUUCUUGUUUCUCUCUUGGCCUAGUAAAGGCACUUGACUUGAUCUGGUUAGAUCCCCCAUUCACACCACCUUUCGUAUUUCCCUGGAGCACGGAGAUUGCAGAAUAUAUGAUGAAGUUUAAACCCAACCAGACGAGGACUUAUGAUGGUGAAGGUUUCAAGAGACGAGCGGCAUGUUUAUGCUUCAAGAAUGAAAAAGAGGACGAGGUGUUGCUGGUGAGCAGCAGUCGGCACCCGGACCAGUGGAUUGUACCAGGAGGAGGGAUGGAGCCUGAGGAGGAGCCGUGUGGAGCAGCAGUCAGAGAGGUGUACGAAGAGGCUGGUGUAAAGGGGAAACUUGGCAGGCUACUGGGGGUUUUUGAGCACAACCAGGACAGGAAACACAGGACAUACGUCUAUGUCCUGACUGUGACAGAGGCCAUGGAGGACUGGGAGGAUUCUGUCAACAUCGGUAGGAAACGGAAGUGGUUCAAUAUCGACGAGGCUAUCCGGGUGCUGCAAAGCCACAAGCCUGUCCACGCAGAGUACCUGCGCCGACUCACAGCCACUUGUAAUCCCACAUGCAGCUCCACCUGUUGCGGCCCCACCAAUGGCAACACCUGGGUGUUCCCCAUGACGGACGACAAUGCCCCUGACUACGUCAACUCCACCACAGGGGACAGAUAGAGGACCUCCCUCGGUCAACAGAUAGGAUAGCCGCCAUCAGAGGAACCAGCAUCAUAAGAGGACCUAGCCUAGGUGCCAGUCGGUUUCUGCUGUCCUGCUAACUCCUUGUGGACUUGUCAUGUUUGGCUUGACAAUGACAGUAAUGGAGUAUGGCAAGAGCACAAACUGAUCUGGGACCAAGCCAAGGAGGACCCAAGAGGACUCUAGAGUGGAAGUACCCAGAAUAGACAUUUUGCAUGGAUUCCUUUCUGUGUUGAUUCUUAAUUUGUACGCUAUGAACUGUCUAAGUUAAAAGGAAUUCAUUAUUUUAUUAGGGGGCAUGAAGAGUGUGAAAAUGUGUCAAAUGGAUAUUCAAUAUUUUUCUUUGUAUAUUGUUUUUAUCAACUGUCAUCAGCCAAAUAAGGAUAUAUAUUAUUAAUAAAAACUGGAUCUUAAAGCUAA
Molecule: messenger RNA, 1309 nt
Organism: Oncorhynchus keta (chum salmon)
Lineage: Eukaryota; Metazoa; Chordata; Actinopteri; Salmoniformes; Salmonidae
Product: diphosphoinositol polyphosphate phosphohydrolase 3-beta-like
Exons: 5
Coding region: 311-868 (185 amino acids)
Biological process (GO): diadenosine hexaphosphate catabolic process; adenosine 5'-(hexahydrogen pentaphosphate) catabolic process; diadenosine pentaphosphate catabolic process
Cellular component (GO): nucleus; cytoplasm
Molecular function (GO): endopolyphosphatase activity; bis(5'-adenosyl)-hexaphosphatase activity; bis(5'-adenosyl)-pentaphosphatase activity
Source: RefSeq, a predicted model, not a curated record